UUGCAACGGCUCAAGAAAGGCUCAACGGCGUAAUGCUCAUGAUGCCGCGCGUUGGAAGCGCGGUGACGGGUACGGGAUGUCGGAAUGUGACUUUGUUUUCCCCAUUGAGUGGCAUAACACCGGUUCCGCGGUUCCAGAGGAGGAGGUUGUUGGAUAUGUUGCCCAUCUUGGUCCGAUGGUCGUCCUCGAGGAAAGUAUAUAAAAGGGACGGUGUCCCUUGCGUUGUGAUCGAGAGGACAGAGCAGCAGUCCCAGCCCUCUCUGUUCAUCCAGUCCACUCCUUUGUCAGCUGAUUCCUCACCUUCUCCAUCCCCAACCACCAUCCGUCGCCAGUCACCAUGUAUACGCGGGUAGCAACUGCACUGUCUUUCGCCAGCUUAGUGCUCGGCCAGCAAGUGGGAACGCUCACCGCCGAGAAGCACCCUUCACUCCCCAUUGAGGUGUGCACGGCGCCGGGCUCAUGCACCAAGGAAGACACCACGGUGGUCCUCGACGCCAACUGGCGGUGGACGCACGUCACCAGCGGCUACACGAACUGCUACACGGGCAACUCGUGGAACGCGACGGCCUGCCCGGACGGCAAGACUUGCGCGGCCAACUGCGCCCUUGACGGCGCCGAGUACGAGAAGACGUACGGCAUCACGACGCCGCAAUCGGGCGCGCUGCGGCUCAACUUCGUCACCAAGAACGACAACGGGCAGAAUGUCGGCUCGCGCGUCUACCUGAUGGCCAGCGACGACAAGUACCGCAUGUUCAACCUGCUCAACAAGGAGUUCACCUUCGACGUCGACGUGUCCAAGCUCCCCUGCGGCCUGAAUGGCGCCGUGUACUUCAGUGAGAUGGACGAGGACGGCGGCCUGUCGCGGUUUGCCGGCAACAAGGCCGGUGCCAAGUACGGCACCGGCUACUGCGACUCUCAGUGCCCGCAGGACAUCAAGUUCAUCAACGGCGAGGCCAACGUUGAGGGCUGGGGCGGCGUCGACGGCAACUCCGGGACGGGCAACUACGGCACUUGCUGCGCCGAGAUGGACAUCUGGGAGGCAAACCUGGACGCCACCGCCUACACGCCUCACCCGUGCAAGGUCAACGAGCAGACUAGGUGCGAGGGGACUGACUGCGGCUCCGGCGAUGAGAGGUACUCUGGCCUGUGCGACAAGGAUGGCUGCGACUUCAACAGCUUCCGCAUGGGCAACAAGGACUUCUACGGGCCGGAGAAGACGGUCGACACGUCCAAGCCCUUCACCAUCGUGACGCAGUUUGUCACCGACGACGGCACCGACAGCGGCACGCUCAAGAGCAUCCACCGCUUCUACGUCCAGGACGGCAAGGUCAUCCCCAACUCGGAGACGGUCAUCGAGGGCGUCGACCCGGUCAACCACAUCAGCGACGAGUUCUGCGCGCAGCAGAAGACGGCCUUUGGCGACAACAACUACUUCGCCACCGUCGGCGGCAUGGCCGCCAUGGGCAAGUCGCUCGAGAAGAUGGUGCUCGUGCUCAGUAUCUGGGACGAUCAUGCCGUCUCCAUGAACUGGCUCGACAGCAACUACCCGACUGACGCCGACCCGAGCAAGCCCGGUGUGGCCCGCGGCCGAUGCGACCCCGAGGCCGGUCUGCCCGAGAACGUCGAGAAGGAGCACCCGGAUGCCUAUGUCGUCUACUCCAACAUCAAGCUCGGCGCCAUCAACUCGACCUUCACAGCUGCCUAGAUGUCUGUCUGGGUUACUGGACUCAGGAGUUGAUGGUUUAGGAAGAUGUUGGUUUCAGAUGCGGCGCGCCAUGUCGUGUAUAUGCGGCCUUCUUGUUUGGGUACCUAAAUUGGCAGUUUUGGGAUAGAGAGGACGAAAUAGAGCCUAGAUGGUUACGACAGAAAC
Messenger RNA from Chaetomium strumarium, 1870 nucleotides. RefSeq names its product glycoside hydrolase. The transcript is spliced from 5 exons. Bases 338 to 1705 code for a protein of 455 amino acids. Gene Ontology annotation, biological process: carbohydrate metabolic process. Gene Ontology annotation, molecular function: hydrolase activity, hydrolyzing O-glycosyl compounds. The record is from RefSeq and is a predicted model, not a curated record. Lineage: Eukaryota; Fungi; Ascomycota; Sordariomycetes; Sordariales; Chaetomiaceae.